GCCACCCCUGCCUUGGAGCGGGCACGGCGAAUGGAGUGUUCCUAGGCCUCGGCUUCCGCAGGCGCAGGAGGUUGGACUUGCCGCUGCCCUUGGUCGUGGGGUCGUUGCUGCCACCGAGACCGCAGUCAGGAUGAAUUUGAUUCAGAUUGUGCGUGACCACUGGGUACAUGUACUUGUCCCUAUGGGAUUUGUCCUUGGAUGUUAUCUAGACAGAAAGAAUGAUGAAAAGCUAACUGCCUUCCGGAACAAGAGUAUGUUAUUUAAAAGGGAAUUGAGACCCAAUGAAGAAGUCACCUGGAAGUAAAGGAGUAAAGGCUGUGGCUGAAUUACAGAAUGUUCACAGUUUUUUAAAUUGAGAAAAA
Molossus molossus (Pallas's mastiff bat) is the source of this 362-nucleotide messenger RNA. It is a transcript of the gene NDUFB1, whose product is annotated as NADH:ubiquinone oxidoreductase subunit B1. The transcript is spliced from 3 exons. Gene Ontology annotation, cellular component: mitochondrion. The record is from RefSeq and is a predicted model, not a curated record. The coding region runs from base 131 to 304 and encodes 57 amino acids. Lineage: Eukaryota; Metazoa; Chordata; Mammalia; Chiroptera; Molossidae.